AUGGACUUCAACGUAAAGAAGUUCGCGGCCGAUGCUGGCACUUUCCUGAGCCGGGCAGUGCAGGUAUGGGCGGCAGCAGCAUGAGCAAUCUCCCAGCAGCUCCAUGUCCUCCUCCCUGUGUGUGUCUGGGCUGGCUGGCUGGCUGGCUGAGGGUUUAUGUUGGACUGGACUCCAGGGCAGUGACUAAAUUCCACCCAUCACACACAGCCAUCUUUAAUGGGAUUAGUAGUCUGACAACCAGCUCAAUGUCCUCCUCCCUGUGUGUGUCUGGGCUGGCUGGCUGGCUGGCUGGCUGGCUGAGGGUUUAUGUUGGGCUGGUCUCCAGGGCAGUGACUAAAUUCCACCCAUCACACACAGCCAUCUUUAAUGGGAUUAGUAGUCUGACAACCAGCUCAAUAUCCUCCUCCCUGUGUGUGUCUGGGCUGGCUGGCUGAGGGUUUAUGUUGGACUGGACUCCAGGGCACUGCCUAAAUUCCACCCAUCACACACAGCCAGCUGUAAUGGGAUUAGCAGGCUGACAACAUUUAGACGGGGGUGACAAAACACAGGCUUGUCAUUUGUCAACCUUAGGGCUUGCCAAGCAUCGUGGGAGUCGGAGUUCUAAAACAACUUUAAUCAGUAGCUUUAUAAGAGCUGCUAUAAGCAUAGGGCUGUCUUUAAUUACUCCCACCCUCCCCCCACUCAGUAUGAGACAUGACGUCCUAUGACAUGAUCAACUAAUUGUUUAUGAUAACUGCAUGUUUUAUUUACAUUACAACAAUCACGAUUACAAACCAAUUGCUAUGGGCAGCCGCUCCUAUGAAGCUCAGCCUGCUAGUUGUUAUCCAUUAGUUACUCUGCAUUCUUCUUUCCUCCAGAGUGAGAUUUUCAAGCUUUAUUUAAUGGCAAUGAGGUGUGGCUGUUUUGUGUUGCUGGCUCAUUAUUAUUUUUCACUACAUGUAGCCAUCAUUGUUCUAUUGCUUGAUUUCCUCAUGAACUGCGUCAAAAUUAAGAGCUUUUGUUAAGUCAGGGUGGUGCUUGUAUUUCCUAUAAUGGCUAGGGUGAUGUCUAUGCUGCAAUCUGAUUAGCUCAGUAACUCUGCUAAAUUUGUAAGUCAUUUGACUUUCCUAAAUGUUUAUGGCUAUGGUUUUGAACAAGCAAAUGGUUGUCAAAUCACCACCGUAUAAACUUCAGAACAGCAAAAUUAGGCCCAUAUAGCCAAGCUGUGGGUAUAGCUGAGUUGGAGGGUAUUUGCAGAUCAACUUUUUUUUUUUUUUUAACGUAAAGUUUCCUGAUUGUUAUAUUUCAGAGUUUAUUGAAUAAACCCACCAGUCUCGUAAUUAUAGACACAUUGUUCUGCAAACUUGGAAAUAAUAGGGUGGUUUUCAGUGACCCAACAUUGCAGGUGUUGAAAGGAUUUUGGAUAUAAUAGCAUUUUGCCCUGGUACCCUCCCAAAAUAAUUAGUGAAACCAUUUUUAAGAAUGGUUUGACAACUUAACUAGGGUCAGCCGGGCACCCACAAUACUUUCUCCUGAAGCUCUGCUAUUGAGCUGAGCCUGACAGUGCAGGACCAUGCUUAUUGGCUGAGGGUGGUCAGCUCACCGUGUAAGCCAAUUAGACAGCCUGGCACUGCAGUAGCGUCUGACUUGUAAUACGCUUGCGGUGGACCCCCGGUUGGUUGUCAAAUAGUUUCACUACUUACUGUAGGGGGUGCUAGGGCACUCCUGGCGCCAUAGCCAUGACAGCUGUAGUGGCUAUGGUGCUUAGUGUGCUUAUCUAAGUUGACAACUGUCACUAUACUCAAGGUAGGUAUGAGUCUUGAGGUGACCGUUGUCCUUUAAGAUGAGUCUUUAUAGGCCUUUUAAAGAAUGUAAAAUCAUUGGUAAGAACUUGGACUUCUGUUUUGAAUGGGUGUAACAUUAAAUAUACACACCACCUUUAUUUCUUCAUGUUUAUUUAUCAUACUUGGAAAUUGUUUGAUUUUGUUUUUAUAGACUACCGCCGUAGUAACCACUACAUCUUUGUUUUGUUUAAUGAAUUACUUCAAUGGUGCAUGUGUUUAUAUGGCAUGUAAAAUAUAACUUACACCAAUAGUUAUUUUAACAAGUAAUCUCAUCUGCAUCACACUGAAACCUGCACUCUGGAUGUUCUGCCUUGGUCUUCAGGCAUGCCCCUCAAAUUUUAAUAAAAGGGACACUGUAGGCACUCAGACCACUUCAGCCCAUUGAAGUGGUCUGGGUACCUACUCCCAUCACCCUUAAUCCUGAGCAUGUAAUUAUUGGCAUUUUUAUAAACUGCAAAAUUUCUGUUGCAGGGUUAAGUUCUCCUCUAGUGGCUGUCUAGAGGAGAACUUAACCCUGCAACCAGACAGCCACUAGAGGGACUUCAUGGUUCUUAGACUACUUUUGGUCGUCUAAACAACGCUGGACAUCCUCACGCUAUGCACGAGGACCUCCAGCAUUGCUGGAAUCCCGUUAGGAAACCAUUGAAUAAUGCGAGCGUGGCCAUUGAUGCGCAGUAGGUUUCCCCAGUUGGCUGAUGGAGGGGGAGGAGCAUGGGCGGAGCUGAGCCAGUACUGAGGGACAUCGGCGCUGGACCCCGGUAAGUGACUGAAGGGGUUAUUAACUCAGUGCCACUGGAGGGGGUCUUGAUAGAAGGGGAAGCUACAGUGCCAGGAAAACAAGUGUUUUCCUGGCAGUAUAGUUUCCCUUUGAUAAAAUCACAUAAUUAUAUUAGAAGAUUACAUAAAUAUACACGUAGAAUUUUAAUAUGUAUACAUAUAUCUGUAUUUAAUUUCUACGUGUAAACUUAUGCAAUUGUGUAUGUAUGUGUGUGUGUGUAUAUAUAUAUAUAUAUAUAUAUAUAUAUAUAUAUAUAUAUAUAUAUAUAUAUAUAUAUAUAUAUAUAUAUUUUAUUAUUAUUAUAAUUUAUAUAUAGAUAUUUAUAAAAUGACACUCUAAGUGUAUUUUGAUAUAUAUAUAUAUAUAUAUAUAUAUAUAUAUAUAUAUAUAUAUUAUUAUUAUUAUUAAUUUUUUUUUUUUUUUUUAUAGGGACACUAUAGUCACCAAACAACUUAAUGUUAUAGUUAUAGUAUAUUGCUUAUGCACCUGCAGUCUCACUGCUCAAUUCUCUGCAACUUAGGCGCUAAAUCACUUUUGGUUCUGUUUAUUUUUCUUUUUUCAAUUUGACAAUUUUUAUUUUAUAGUCAAAGAAUUAAAACAGUUAUCUGGGUACAGAAAGGAAGAGGGUUUAUACAGUAACAGCGGUGGGUCCACGGUUACAAUAAACUUUUUUUUUAGAUCAUUAAUGUCAUUCUUUUCACAAUUUACCACUUUUAGUAAUUACAUUUAUCCUAAUAUUUGUGGAAGAAAUGUCUGAUUCCAAUACCUUAUCAUAUCAAACAUGAAAAUCCCACAUCUCAACCCCUCCCUAUAAACGGGCCUCAGAACUCUGAGUGGCAGCGAGUAAUCCUAUUGUACUGUCAGGGGCUUGGUUAUUGCUCAAUGGUUCCUCUAUGGCCCCAUCUUUCCCAGAGGUGACCCUGUUACUUGGAUCCCAUUGUUCAAUCCUGUCCUGUCUCCUCUAGGUAAGUAGGGUCGUGGUUUAGUAGUAAUGGGCUGUUUGGUGGACGGUGUGUGUGUAAACCUGUACAAUCUUGUCGACUUCUUCUUUUUUUUUUUUUACUUUUGGUUCUGUUAAUGCAGCCCUAGCCACACCUCCCCUGGCUGUGACUCUCACAGCCUGCAUGAAAACAAAAUAGUUUCACUUUCAAUCAGAUGUAAUUUCCUUUAAAACAUUUUUAUCUCCUGCUCUGUAAAUUGAACUUUAAUUUCAAUAGGCUCCCGCCGGUCUAGCAAGCUAUUAACAGAGCAGGAGAUAAGAGAUUCAAAAUUAAACAGAAUUUACAAUAAAGGAAGUAUAAACAUUAGAUUACUCUUUACAGGAAGUGUUUAGGAAGGCUGUGCAAGUCACAUGCAUGGAGGUGUGCCUAAGGCUGCACAGACAAAGUGAUUUAACUCCUAAAUGGCAGUGAAGUGAGCAGUGAAACUGAAGGGGCAUGAUUUAUACACCAAAACUGCUUCAUUAAGCUAAAGUUGUAUGCGUGACUAUAAUGUCCCUUUAAUAUCAAAAUACAGUUAGAAUGAAAUUACAUAUGUGUAUAUAUAAUUUAUUUUUCAUUAUUUAUUUUAUGUGUUGUUGUAAUUACUUAAAUUAUAUAUGUAACUUCAUUCUAAGUUUUUUUUAUAAUAUUAAUAUUUGUAAUUAUAUUAAUAUUAAAAUACACUAAUUAUGGGGGCGGAGCCAAGCAGAGUUCCGAGGCAGACACACCUUCCCGCAGUUCCGGGCGAAUCCCGACAAAAUCACGUUAACGCUGCAGCAACCAAAGAGACCGGGAUAUAAACUCCAACAAGUAAGGGAGGUGCCCACGAGCUAGCGGAUGCCCUUUUUAUUCCCCGCGAACGCUAAAACCCAGCGCCAAGGCUCUCGGGCCUACCGUGUGGGAAUCCUGCGGCUGCAAAGCAACCCUUACUGGCUCGGAACAGGCGUAGAAGGGGACACAAACCUCAAGUACCACGGUCAAACUUCCCCAGGAGGAAAAAUGGUGCGCAAAUCUCAGAAAACGACCCAUACCUUAAUCCAGGGAAGGCCAGGACAUCGGCCAAAUGCUAACCUCCAGAAACAGAGAGGCAACACCACCAGGCCCUGAAAAGAUGGCCGACCCACCUGCAACAAAGGUCUCCAUGCCGGAGGCUCCGGCGAUAGCAGGUGGACACGCACCGUCCACCAAACAGGACAUAUACAACCUACUAGUGCACAUUCUCAGCGGAGCUCAAGGCAGUACAGACAGAGGUACAAGUGGUCACAAACAGGGUCCAAAUGGUGGAAGCGGACCUCACCAACCUCAAACAGUGCAUGGGCAUCAUCAAUGAAUCUGUGCAACUCGUCCAAACAGCACAAGCACACCAAGGCAUCAGGUUAGCCCAGAUGGAGGAUUGAAAGCGGAACAGAAACAUCAAAAUCCACGGAGUGGCGGACUCACGCCCACCCGAUGAGAUCCCCCACUUUGUCAGACGCCUAGUCUCCUCCAUCAUGCCCGCAAAAAACACAAAACAAAUUACCUUUGACGGCAUGUACUGCAUAGCCAAAUCAUCACAAGCAAGGGACAUUAUUCUGUGCUUCCAAACUCUUGCCAAUAAACACAGGCUCCUUAACGCAGUGAAGGGUAAGACCCCACUACAAUUUGAAACACAAACCCUCACUUUUUUCAAGACCUAAGCAGAGCCACUUUACUAUGGCGAAAAUCAAUGCAGCAGAUCACAAAACCUCUACAAGGGGCUGGCCGCCCUUACAGUCACCCAAAAUGGAAAGACUUUCAAAGCCCUGGGACCCUCAGAGGGAACUCAUAGGUUAGGGGGCAGCAACACCUAGACCAGGAGUUCUACUCCACAUCCCUAGACAAUCACGGUUUAGACCACAACUACCUAGUAGAUUGAGCUAUACGACUUUAAAAUCUUAACGAUCACUAACUCCUGUGCAAUUCUAGCAAAAAUGUAGAUGUAUAAAAAAGAAAAAGGGGCUACCUCUUAAGACGCUACUACACAUGUAUAACUGCAAUGUUUUGCACACAAAUGUCUUUUAUCUUAUCCAAUUGUAUUGAAUCACCAGAAUAAAAUAAAGAACUAAAAAAAAACCACACUAAUAAUAAUAAUAAUAAUAAGAAGAAGAAGUAUUACUUUUACUGAGAGGGUAGUGGAUGCAUGGAAUAGCCUUCCAGCUGAAGUGGUAGAGGUUAACACAGUAAAGGAGUUUAAGCAUGCGUGGGAUAGGCAUAAGGCUAUCCUAACUAUAAGAUAAGGCUAGGGAUUAAUGAAAGUAUUUAGAAAAUUGGGCAGACUAGAUGGGCCGAAUGGUUCUUAUCUGCCGUCACAUUCUAUGUUCCUAUAAAUGCUUUUUUUUUCUUAAGCAUUAUGACCUUAUCAGGUUCUUAUUUACUUUGUAAUAAGUGCUCCUUCCUGAUGCUCACAGCAGAAACCGCUUCAAAGUUAAUAAACAUAUACCGUAUAUACUCGAGUAUAAGCCGAGUUUUUCAGCACAUUUUUUGUGCUGAAAAACUCCAAUUCGGCUUAUACUCGAGUCAAUGUCUGUAUUAUGGCAAUUUACAUUGCCAUAAUACAGACUGGGGGCUGGCAGAGCUGUUACUUACCUCUCCUGCAGCUCCUGCCAGCUCCCUCCUCCUCCGCGCCGGUCCGGUCAGCACCUCGAUCAGCUCCCAGUGUAAGUCUCGCGAGAGCCGCGGGGUCAUAGUGCGGCUCUCGAGAGACUUACAGUGUGAGCUGAGAGAGGAGCUGCACGGACUGGCACGGAGGAGGAGAGAGCUGACAGGAGCUGCAGGAGAGGUAAGUAACAGCUCUGCCAGCCCCCUUCCUCCCCCCACUGAACUGCCAGGAAGGGAGAGCCUUGAUACAUGGCAGGGAGGGGGGACAACAAAAUAAAUUAAUUAAUAUAUAAAUAAUAUUAAAAAUAAUAUAAAUAAUAAUAAAAAAAUAAUAAUAUAACAAAAAAAAUUAAAAUAUAUAUAUUUCUUUUUUAUAAAAAUGCCCACCCCCCCACCAAGGCUCUGCAACACAAACACACACUGCACUCAUGCACGCACUGCACUCAUGCACGCACUGCACUCAUGCACGCACUGCACUCAUGCACGCACUGCACUCAUGCACGCACUGGAUUCAUACACACUGGAUUUAUAUACACACUGCAAUAUAUACACACACUGCACUCACACACACUGCAUUAUAUACACACUGCGCACUCAUACACACACACACUGCAAUAUACACACACACUGCGCACUCAUACACACACACUGCGCACUCAUACACACACACUGCGCACUCAUACACACACUGCAUUCAUCAUAUACACACACUGUAAAUAAAUAUUCAAUUAAUAUAAUUUUUUAGGAUCUAAUUUUAUUUAGAAAUUUACCAGUAGCUGCUGCAUUUCCCACCCUAGUCUUAUACUCGAGUCAAUACGUUUUCCCAGUUUUUUGGGGUAAAAUUAGGGGCCUCGGCUUAUAUUCGGGUCGUCUUAUAAUAGAGUAUAUACGGUAAGUAAAGGCUAUUAUUUACUCUUAUUCUUUGCAACACGGUCUUUAUUUACUAGCCUUGAAACUUUGUUCUUUUAUGAUUGGAAAACACACACAUUUCCCUAUACUGUUACAUCACGGUUGUAUUCCUGUGUGCAUCUACCUACACACAUUUUGUGUACGUGUAACAAACGUACUUUGUUGUUCAUAUUGUGUUUGUGUCUGUUUAGAUGAGUCCACAAAAUAAGUUGGGCCUAAGAACUGCAUUUUAGUUUGCAUGUCUACGUGUGGAAUUUGGCUUCAUGGGGUACGUACCAUGUUAUUUUCAACCAAUAGAAGGACCAGGGAUAUCUGGAACGGUCAGAGCCUGGGACUUUGCUUAUAAGAGAUGUCGACAGGAAUUGUUCCAUUCUUUUCAAUGUAUUGUUACAUUAUGCAUUAAAAAAUGAAAAAACAUACAAUUUAAAAUAUGAGGAAAUGGAAGUUUUUGUUUUUGUGCAAAUCCUAACACAUUGCAUGUUAGGUUGAGAUAUCCGAUAGAAAUUGGUAGUGAGAAUGUCUUAAGAAUUUUUAUCUUUAUACAUUUUUAUCUGUUAAGAACCAGUGUAAUUAGGCUCUAAAAUUAAGAGUAGUUCUCUUUCAUAUGGUGCAUGUGUUAAUAUUGGUCAUGCUAUGUUUGAAGUGUUGUCUAUUUUCAGUAUAGUACAUAUGAAUUAAGUAAACUCUGUUGUGCAUGCUGCAUUAUUUUGAUCUUAAAUUGAGCUUUAAAACAGUAUGUCAUUUUAUUAAUUGUAAACAUUUAAUGUUGUUUCACAUAUCCUAUUCUUCAUAUAUUUUGGCUUGGCUUAAGAUAUAAAACAGAGCCGGUUUGCUGUUAGACAGGAAACUGCAGAUGUUCAAUGGCAGCUUUUCCAUUCUUUUAAAUUCAAAUGCAGACAAUGUGCAAAUUAAGUCAUUUUAAACCCCCACAUCCUUCUUAAAGUAACAAGUGAGAUUUACAGAACCUUGUACACAAUAGGGGUCACCACAAUUUAUGCACAAUGGCUUAGUCUAAUUACAUUUUCAAUUAAUGUAUUUUUAUUCCUCCUUUAAAUAAAAUUAUAUCCUCCAUUGUAGCAAAUCCUGUUCCAGCGUAUCCUAAAAAAGAGAACUAUUAGGAAUAAGCGUACAUCACUUACAUCACUUUGAGACAGUUCUCUCAUUCAUAAGCUUUAGCUUUGAAUGAGGCUGCUGCCUCACUCUGCAGGCUGAAAAAGGCAGUUAAGGGACACUAUAGUCACCAAAUCAACUUUAGCUUAAUGAAACCGUUUUGGUGUAUAGAUCAUGCCUCUGCAGUCUCAAUGCUCAAUUAUUUGCCAUUUAGGAGUUAAAUCACUUUGUUUAUUAACUCUAGUCACACCUCCAUGUGUGUGACUUGCACAGCCUUCCUAAACACUUUCUGUAAAGAGUCAUCUAAUGCUUAUCCUUCCUUUAUUGCAAGUUCUAUUUAAUUUAGAUUUUUUUUUUUUUUAUCCCCCGCUAUAUUAAUAGCUUGCUAGACCCUGCAACAGUCUCCUGUAUGUGAUUAAAGUUUAAUUUACAGAGCAUGAGAUAAAAAAAUUUAAGGUAAAUUACAUCUGAUUGAAAGGGAAACCAGUUUUUUAUUUUCAUGCAGGCUCUGUUAAUCAUAGCCAGGGGAGGUGUGGCUAGGGCUGCAUAAACAGAAACAAAGUGAUUUAACUCCUAAAUGACAGUGAAUUGAGCAGUGAAACCCAAGAGGCAUGGUCUAUACACUAAAGCUGCUUCAUUAAGCUAAAGUUGUUUAGGCGACUAUAGUGUUCCUUUAAAUAGUUUCAAAUAUAUUUAUUAUGCUUUCCACACCCACUCCAGGGGGGUAUUUCGGGAAGUCCUGGAAAAGAUGGCAUACCUGUGCUAUCCCCACAAAAGUAAAUGUGUAGAUAGUGUGAUAAAGUAAACAGGACAGCCUCCCACUGAUCACCUCCCAGAUGGUGAUCUUACAUCAAUAGGAAUAGAAACAACAAAACAUGGGAAAUGGCUGUAUUAUCUAAAAGAGAACACAAAACAAGAUAGUGUGAUACUGUUAUAAAUUAUAUAUGUGCACUAGUAAUCUUUGCACUCACAGGAUUGAAGAUGUAAACGCAUUCAAAGGGUGCGUCCUCUGUAUGUACUCCUUUUAAGAACAGGAAUUCAGAAGAGGGUUCAUUGCACCCCAACACCAUCGAGGGAUAUGUACCCUUUGAAUGAGUUUACAUCUUCAAUUAGUUUACAUCUUCAAUGCACUAGUAAUCUUUGCACUCACAGGAUUGAAGAUGUAAACGCAUUCAAAGGGUGCCUUCCCCGAUGGUGUUGGGGUGAUAUGAACCCUCUUCUGAAUUCCUGUUCUUAAAGGAGUACAUACAGAGGAGGCACCCUUUGAAUGCGUUUACAUCUUUCCUGUGCUAGGAACCAGGAAGUGCCCUCUAGUAGCUGUCUAGUAGACAGCCACUAGAGGUGGAGUUAACCCCUGCAAUGUAAUUAUUGCAGUUUAUAAAAAAACUGCAAUAAUUACACUUGCAGGGUUAAGAGUAGUGGGAGUUGGCACCCAGACCACUCCAAUGGGCAGAAGUGGUCUGGGUGCCUGGAGUGUCCCUUUAACACAUAGUUUUAAAAAAGUGUUUGCUUUAUUUUGGUUUGUAUAUUUGUUUAAAGUGUUUGCAUGCUGGUUUAAAAAACAUGUCAUGUGAUGCGUGUCCCUUUUAAUCAAAGUACCAUAAAACCUUUUUAUGUACUCACGUGCAAACUAAAAGACAGCUUCCUGUAUCAAAUAAAAAUGAGUCAUGAUAACUAAAUGGCACUUUAUAGGUAACUACCAGUGAGAGCUUUGUGUUGCACACAACUCCCUUGCAGUGGAAGCCAACAACUGCGUUCUGCAUAUGGCAAGACGUUUAAUCCAUUCUUCAAGUGUAGUACUCGAUCAGCUUAGUCUUGUGUGGCAUCAGUCAACAUUUUUCAGUAAAUUGGAAUUUCUCAAGAAAAGGCUGCAAGGGCAAAACCAAACAUUAUGUAAUAUCCAAUUAUUAUUCUUAAAGUGGCAGUGCAUCACAAAAAUCCAUAUCUUUUAACAUUGUCAAAAGCAUAUUAAAACUAAUAUAAGCAUGUAAAUUAGUCUAGCAUUCCAAAAUAACUUAAACACUUAUCCUUCAUAUGCAAAACAUAAAUAUACUUAUAAAUGAAACUUUAUCUCAGACAGGAAGCUAAAAUUAUCCAAGAGGAAAAAACUCACAGGCACUCCAACUUCAAGCCGCAGGCAGAUUUAUUAUGACAGAAUGCAACGCAACGUUUCGACCGGAAAGGUCUUUUUCAAGCUGACACCACAUGGUGCAAAAUGUGCUUAUAUAACAAACACUAACAACUAAGAAAUCAAUCAAUCAAUUACUGCUAAUUAGUAGAAGUUCUUAAUUGAUAAAAAGGUAAUUUAAAAAGGCAUUGUAAAAGAAACAAAUAUCAAAUGUGAAAUAUUACAAUAUAUACAUAAAUCAGAUAAAUAGUGCACACUAUAUCAUUAACUUCAUACACACAAGACAUGAAUCAUUCUAUGAUCAUAUUAAUGCUAGGAAUUCUAAAAUGUGUGUGUGUGUGUGUGUGUGUGUGUAUAUAUAUAUAUAUAUAUAUAUAUAUAUAUAUAUAUAUAUAUAUAUAUAUAUAUAUAUAUAUAUAUAUAUGAUAACCUAUUAUGUCAUGAGUAUUCCCUGGUUACAAAUACUGUGCCCAUAGAGGAGAGAAGAAAUACAUAAGAAAACAGCAAAUAAAAAAAGUAAAUACAUGCAGCGUAUCCUCCAUGGUAUCCAAACGCGACCCACUUCCGGGUCUGUGAACCGCACGUGACGUCAUUGGAACGCACGUGCGAAAUCUUCCUCCGAACGGAUUGGCUGGAGGACCAAACAUAACAUCGUUCUGUGUUCAAUUCACCAUUGCACAGCCCACAUAGUGGAGUAUGUUCACUCUGCCACAUCACUAUCCCAAAGUAAAUCUUCACAGAACAUCCUAAUCAUUCAGGCAUGUUAUAUGGCACAGAUCAGGAAAAUAAAUCUAUUAGAUGUAAUAUACAAUAUAAGUAAAUAAACAGGAAUAAUAGUUAUUCAUAUAGGAAUACCAGAGAUGGAUACUUAGAAUAAUCAUUAUACCAAAUAAGAGCCAAUUCCAUAUUAAAGGUACAGACCUCAAAAGUCAAACACCUAUACCUGGCAAAGAUUAAAUAAAAAAGGAGACAGCAAAGAAAAUACAGGGACAGUGAAUUCCCAUAUGGAACAUGAGAGUCUGUAUAUAUAAGGACAGAGACUAUAUAGUCUCAUUAUAUUCUCUCAUAUAUAGGCACAGUCGACAUCAUUCCAGAUUAAAGGUACAGACCUCAAAAGUCAAACACCUAUACCUGGCAAAGAUUAAAUAAAAAAGGAGACAGCGAAAAAAAUACAGGGACAGUGAAUUCCCAUAUGGAACAUGAGAGUCUGUAUAUAUAAGGACAAAGACUAUAUAGUCUAAUUAUAUUCUCUCAUAUAUAGGCACAGUCGACAUCAUUCCAGAUUAAAGGUACAGACCUCAAAAGUCAAACACCUAUACCUAGCAGGGAUUAAAUAAAAAAGGAGACAGCAAAGGAAAUAAAGGGACCGUGAAUUCCCAUAUGGAACAUAAGAGUCUAUAUAUAUAUAUAUAUAUAUAUAUAAGGACAGAGACUAUAUAGGCAUAAGGAAUCUAUUGAUAAUCUAUGUGAGAAAAACAAGGAGAGUAUCUAAUAUCCACAUAUGGAACUCUCAAGUAGUCAGUGCUUCAAUUAAGUAACUAUGUUAAAGAAGUAAAAAGUAAUAAAGUGCAAGUGCCACAAAUCAUAAACAAAAUGAGUAAUAAAUCCAAGCAGUCUAAGUAAUCUUAUGAACACAGUGUAAAAAUGGUGAAAAACUAAUUAACUAGUUUUUGAAUAAGUGAUCCCAGUCAAAUAAUGUGAUCACAGUGUAUAACACCACAGGACGGAAAUACCAUCCUUACUGCUAAAAGUGCAUUUAUGUCCUAACAGUGCAUUCAUGUACUUAUAAUAAUAUAAUUGUGCAUUAAAUAGAGAGUAAAUGUGUCCACAUCCUAGUAGUCCCUGAGAAAUCCUAGAAGUCCCUGAAAGAUUCAGCUUAUCAUAUCGUGUAGUAGACAAAAAUAGGGUGUCUAGGAAACCAGCACCAAACAUCUAAAAAAUCCUGAAAAAUAUAAAAAAAGGAGAGUUAAAAAACAAAGAUAAAAUAAAGCAAUCAUUCCUUAAAUAAGCAUAGACAAAUCAUAUUCAUAAUUCAAACCCUUUGGGUAUAAUGUAUCCAGUUCCCGUAUCCAAUAUGCCUCACGUAACAGAAGCCUCCGAUUUCUAUCUCCCCUCCUAGGAGAUUCCAUAAUUUGUUCUAGAAUCUGGAAUCUGAGCUGAGAGACCCCAUGUCUAGCCUCUAUAAAGUGUGCCGGUAAGGGCAAAUCAGUCAAUCUAGUCCGAAUCAUGGACUUAUGUUUAGAGAAUCUCAUCUUGAAUUUCUGACUAGUUUGCCCCACAUAUAGAAGGCCACAUGGGCAUUUCAAUGCAUAGAUGACAAAGUCAGAAUCACAAGUCAAGUAUUGUUUAAUAGAGUACUUUCUACCACUCCGGGGGUGAUGAAUCACAUCACCCCGGAUCAUCGAAUGACAAGAGACACAAUUGUAACAAGGAAAAUUACCUUGUUUCACAUCAGAUAAAGUGUCAGUAGACUCAGGAACCAAAGUUUUCACUAAUUUAUCUUUCAACGAGGUGCCUCUUUUGUAGGCAAACAUAGGUCUUUGGGAAAAUUCCACAAUGUUGGGAUGACAUUGGGCAAGAAUAUGCCAAUGCCUAUAUACAAUUUUUCGUAAGUCAUCUGAAUAUCUCCCAAAUUUGGAUACAAAUUUUAACCUCUUGUCAUUCCGUUGUGAUUUAUGGGAGUGGAGUAAAUCCUCUCUAUCCUGAUCCUUCACUUGGUUGAGCUGAGUAUUAAGCAAUGGUAAAGGGUAACCCCGUUCCAUAAAUCUGGUGGUCAUCUCAUCCAGACGCCUCUCAACAGUAUCACCGUCAGAUACAAGUCUCCGGACACGGGUGUAUUGACUCUUAGGGAGGGCUUUGAAUAUAGCUGGAGGAUGAGCACUAGAGAAAUGGAGGAGUGUGUUCCUAUCCAUAGUCUUCCUAUAUAGGUCGGUGACAAGCCUAUCCUCAUGUUUUCUAAUCAAAAUAUCCAAAAAUGGUAUCUCAACCAGAUCAUAAGUCAUUGUAAAUUUGAUACUGUCCGAGCAUGUAUUCAAGAAAGUAAAAAAAUCCUCAAGGGACUCCAAUGUGCCACACCACAAUAGCAACACGUCAUCAAUAUAACGCCACCACCUAGUGGCGAAUUGUUGGAAUAAGAAAUGAGGAUAAAUCAAUGUUUCUUCCAUAUCUGACAUAAAUAUUCCAGCAUAUGUGGGUGCCACAUUGGAGCCCAUCGAGGUACCCUUCAACUGUAAAAAGAAUUGUUUUUGAAACAAGAAAUAGUUAUCUUUCAUGACAAUCUCUAAGAGCACCAUCAGAAAGUUCAAGACAUCAUCCUUAAAACCAAGUGACAUGAAUGCAGAUUUGGCAGCCGCCAGACCAGCAUCAUGUUCAAUAGAUGUAUAUAAACUUGUCACAUCCAGAGUGACAAGAACCAAAUUAUCAUUAGAUGAUAUUUCUUUAAGUUUUAGUAACACCUCAGUGGUAUCCCUUACAUACGACUUAAUAUUGCUCAAAAAAGGCCUUAAAAUGUUGUCAAGGAAUCUAGCUAAAGGUGACAACAGGGAACCUAUCCCUGCUACUAUAGGUCUACCGGGAGGUCUAGUUAAAGAUUUGUGAAUCUUUGGGAGAGUGUAUAGGGCCGGUACAACCGGUGUUGUUUCAAACAAAAACUUGAACAACUCCUUAUCAAUAAUAUGGUUGUCCAAGGCCUGUUUUAAACAAGUUUCUAUUUUCGACUGUAAGUUCAGAGUGGGGUCACCAGAUAGACGUUUGUAUGUCGUAGUGUCUCCCAAUUGUCUAAGAAUUUCGUCUACAUAAUCAACUGUAUUUUGCACCACUAUAGCACCCCCCUUGUCUGCAGACUUGAUUGUGAUUGCCUUAUUCCCACUGAGAGUAUUUAAAGCCAAUCUUUCCUUCUUAGAGAGGUUCUGCAUACCUUGGAGAUGUUUACGUAUCGGUUUGGAUGAAGUUAUAGUAUUCAAAUCCUUUUGUACCAACUUAGCAAAAACCUCAAUAGCAUGAUCAAUAGAAGGAGGGUUAAACCUACUCUUAUUCUUAAGUUUGGUAUCACUGAGUUUAAUGUCCGCAUCCCUCUGAGUAGUAGACAAUGAGGUGGGCACAGGCAUCUUAUCAAUGAAAGUUUUCAACCUAAGAGUACGGAAAAAACGAGUCAGUUCCAAGUCCAGCUCAACAUGUGUUGGUAUGUAUAAAGGGCAAAAUGUUAAGCCCUUGGAGAGGACGGACAGUUCAUCAUUAGUUAAUGUUGUAGCGGAGAUGUUAAUUACUGUAGUUUCUUUCUCUUCGGACCCAUUUUUUUGUGGUCCCAGAUGGCUGGCAGCGUGCGAUUUCUUGUGACUGCCCCCACCUCGUCGCAUCCUUCUUCGCUUGAAGUUAUUCGUGAGGAGGUGGGGGUUCUUUCUAAAAAAGAAAGAGAGCUAUCUUGGGAAUUUUCCAUCUCGGUAUUAGAUGAGUCACCACCCACACGGUGUUUCAUUUUACGUGCCUUUUUCCUUGUUGUGAGCUCUUUCUUCUUAAAGGGAUAGUUUUUCACUCUGUCACGAUUAUGCCACCGGUAUACAUUUCCCAUCUCGUAAUCCGUUCGAUCUCUCUGGAAUUUAUUACGCUUCCGCUCCUCAAUUUCUUUUUUGAGCUUAUCCACAUUCAGAUUAAUUUUGCCCUUAACCAUAGUUAAAUCCAAUCCUUGAGAGGUAUUAAUCAGUUCUGCUUCCAACUUAAUUUCUUCUUCGUUAGCCUUAGAAAUCGCUUGUUGAAGAAAUUCCAAGUUAAGGAGAAUCCAAUCCAUUGAACAUUUGUUCAAAAUAGCUUCCAGUCUAGUACAAUAUUCCACAUCAUCUCUAAAUAGGGUAGGCUGGACAUUCAUCCUCAUGCCCCUCGGUAUUCGGUGUACCUUGUAGUAUUCGGCAAGAGUAACACUAUGCAUAGUAUAACUCAAAUGUUUCUUCAGACAUUUUUCCAAAUUCAUAGAGACAUUAUCAGAAGUGGGAACUUGCAAAAAGGAAUGAUUGCUUUCAACAGCUUGGAGAAUCCGUAAGGCAUCCCCCUCUGAGUAAGAAAAAGUGCCAGAAAACACAUUCUGUUCCAUACUGCCAAAUAUUUCUAAUCCAAAUUAAAUAUACAAAAAAAUGUUUUUUGGUAUACAAAAAAUAUUUCAUUUAGCAAUUACUAAAUAAGGGAGGUGCAGGUUCCACAGUGCUGUACAUACUAUUGAGCAGAGUAAGUGAUGAGAACCGCACCCAAUCCCAGCGGCCAAGGGUGCUCCAGAGCAGGACCAGCAAUCCCAGUACAAUAAUCCAAGAGGAAAAAACUCACAGGCACUCCAACUUCAAGCCGCAGGCAGAUUUAUUAUGACAGAAUGCAACGCAACGUUUCGACCGGAAAGGUCUUUUUCAAGCUGACACCACAUGGUGCAAAAUGUGCUUAUAUAACAAACACUAACAACUAAGAAAUCAAUCAAUCAAUUACUGCUAAUUAGUAUAAUUGACUGACAGCUUCUAGAGGCGCUUGCGUGCUUCUCACUGUGAUUUUCACAGUGAGAGCACGCAAGCGUCCAUAGGAAAGCAUUGUAAAUGCUUUCCUAUGUGACCGGCUGAAUGCGCGUGCAGCUCUUUGCGCUUGCAUUCAGCCGACAGGGAGGAGGAGGAGGAGAGCUCCCCGCCCAGCGCUGGAAAAGUUUUUACCUUUCCCCCUUCCAGAGCCGGGCGGGAGGGGGUCCCUGAGGGUGGGGGCACCCUCAGGGCACUAUAGUGCCAGGAAAACGAGUAUGUUUUCCUGGCACUAUAGUGGUCCUUUAACUAAAUCUAUGGCAGGUAUUGACACCUCUGUUUUGGGGGAGAUUGUGUUUUUAACCCGAACGUGUUCCUGACCCUAUAGUGUCCCUUAAUUAAAAUUUUUAAUUCUGAUGUUUGUAAUGCAUUGCUUAUUCGUAUAUUAACUUGCAUUUUUGCAGCACGCAAGAGGAAGAUUAGUUGGGGAUCAUAUUCUUUUAUGAUUAGGAUUCAUAGUGUGUGCCAGUAAGAGGAGACCCAAGCAUUGGUAGCCAAUCGUGGGCCUGUAGUGGUUGGGGUUAAAGGGGACUCUUCAAGCACCAUAACCAACCACUAUGGUUUAAAAUGGUGUUAUUGUGCAAAGAGGCUAUGUGUGCAGUCCCUCCACUUUCUGACCAAAAACACAGAUCUUCUCGACACUAAAGUCUCUCCCCUAUUCCUCCAACAUUGCUCUUUCUUAUAGGAAAACCGUAUGGAUUAAAGUAACUUGGGAAAAUAACUGAUAAAUCCUUAUAUACAUUUUCUUUUAAUCAUUACCAUUUGUUUAUAUUCUUUGGACACAAGACAGAGCUGGAUAUUUGCAGUUAGAGACCCUAAAGUGCCUAUGUUAAUGUUCAUAUCUAAAUGAGUGUUGUUAAAAGAACAAUGUUGGCAUCAUAACUACUUCAUCUCAUUUAAGUGGUUAUAGUGUCUGGUGUUCCCUUGUGCAGUCCUUCCAUUCAGCAUUAAACAAUUUUUUUUCAUGUGUAAUGCUAAACAAUAGUCCCCAGCAAUCCAUCCCAUCUGUGUUGCUUGGACUAUGGUGGAAGUAUGAGCCUGAGCAGCAAUUGGUGGCUGUGAUUGGCUGAGAGUCAGCUGACCACAUUCAGCUUAUUACUUUGACAAUUCAGAUAUGAAUUGGGAUGGCUUCAUUGAAGUAUGUAAUCUCUGCCUUAGCCAGCGACCCCUAUUCAGUGUUAAACUACUCAAAAAAGGGACAGCGCCAGUGGAUACCAGGCACUAUGACAUAAUCAAUGAGAUGAAUUGGUUAGAGUGCCUAGAGUGUCCCUUACAGAGUCCUUGGGCUCUGAUCCCUCAGAUUUGUGUCCAUCUGUUUUUGAACUUAGACUGUAGUCACCUGAAGCCAUACCCCUCUGCUGUGGACUAGUUCAGGUAAUUUAGAGGUGGAUAUAUAUGAUGAUGUUUAGGACUGGGAUGUGCAGGCAGACUCUAGGGAUUGUAUUUAAUGUUAUUUUAAUACCACGGGAUGUAUUAUCUUAUAUAAUAUUUUAUUUUCUCAGUGUUAUCAAAUCAUAUUAUUUUAUUUACUGUUUUUAAACCGGAGCUUAGGGUUUUAUUUUCUUGUUUGUUUUUUAAUCAGAAUUGCUUUUAUUUUAGGGCAUACGUUUUACCUGCUAAAUUUAAUCCUUUGAAAAACAGUUUACCUACAAACUAUUUUCUCUGACAUCCAUAAAGUCAUAUUAUCUAUUGCUGGUUACAUGUGUUUAUGGCAGUAUAUGUAUUAUAUGCGUCUCAUCCCUUUUUUUGUCAUCUAACAGUUCACAGAAGAGAAGCUUGGCCAGGCAGAGAAGACUGAAUUGGAUGCACACUUAGAGAACCUUCUUGCCAAGGCGGACAGUACAAAACUUUGGACUGAAAAAGUAAUGAAGCAGACCGAGGUCUUAUUACAGCCAAAUCCAAGUAAGGUUUUUUUUUUUUCUUAGAUUUUUUUUUUUCUGCAAAAGGAAAACCAGAGGCUCACAUGUUUAUUAAUUUAAAGGGGCACUCCAGACACAUAAAGCUCUUCAGCUCUAUAGAGUGCUUUAUAUGUAAAGAGUGUAAUCUAUUUCACAAAAAGUGCAGAUUCCUGUAGAAAUUGGCACUUUUCUAAAAUUGCAUUUAGUAUGCCAGCAGUUAACUGGUCCUGUUAGUUCAUGGUUGUUUAACUCAAUGGGACUAAGCUCAAGAAGCAGGCAAUUGCCCUGAGUACCUACCUUGCAAAAACUUCUCAUUGAGCUGCAUUGAGAAUUGGACAGCUGCCGAAAAGUCUAGGAGGCGUUAGAAAGGGAGGACUUGCAAAGGCUUCAGACAAGAGAACUGCAGAUUUUGCCAUCUGUAUGUAGGUAUAUUUGGAAUAAAAAAAAAGCAAUUAAAUGCUUGUAUGUUGUUUUUUUUUUUUUUUUGGUUUUUUUUUUACUUUGGGUAGUGUAGUGUCCUUUCAAAAGGACACUGUAGUAACCAGAACCACUACAGCUUAAUGUAGAGGUUCUGAUGUCCAUAGCAUGUCCCUGCAGGCUUUUCAGAGAAAAGGCAGUGUUUUCAUUGCUGCCUAGUAACACCUCUUGUGGCAGUCACUCAGAUGGCCACAAGAGGGGCUUUCUAUCACAGUAUGCAGCACCUACAUUCAGUCCAGCGUCGCCAUACUCUGUAUGGAGACACUGAACGCUACACAUAGAAAUGCAUUAAUUGGCAGAAUGUGUUUUUUCAGUACCAUUCCAUUGUUUUCCUGUGUGAUUCCCACUAGAAGCAAUCUUCACAUUCAGUGAAGUUAUUCUAGUUGAUUACUUUUAUCCAGUCUUAUGAAGAAGCAUUAGGGACCUACAAUGCAUGUGUGGCAAUUGCCAGACUCCCAACAAUCGGAUGCUCCUCAUAGAGAAGCUUAGGAUUGUGUUCUGCAUUAUUGUCCUGGUCAUGAUGAUGCUAAAUGAAAAGACCUUGGACUUUCAAAAGUCUUAAGAAAAAAGAGCCUCUAAUUAAUAUGUUAAUGUUAAUCUGAUCUGAAAGUCUCUAAAGCUAUGGUUUCAGACAAGUGGUAACAUUGCUGUUUCAGAAAAAAAGGCAAUGUUGUACAUUGUUUAAAAAAAGGGACAGAAUCUGCACCAUAACCUCUUCAAUACGAUGCACUGGUUUAAAGGAACACUCCGUGCACCAUAACCACUACAGCCUGCUUGUAGUGUUCCUUUAAUGUGUCCAGAGUCAGAUAUACUUACUGACAUAUAAAACACAUUAUGACCUAGGCAACCCAUUGUUUUGGUGUAUCCCUAAUUGACCUCAUGAGCUAUUAAACUAUUUGCAAUCUAUGUUCAUAGUUUUUUGUUUACUACUAAAGUGCAGUUGUAGUUUAAUUAAAAAACAAAUUGCAAAAACUAGGCUAAAUUAGCUGUUCGACAUUAAAUGCAAAACUAAGGAAAAAAAUGAGUUGGCUCUGUCACCUCAAACAUACCUAUAAUAAUGAAAAUACAUACAUUACACAUUUAAAAAUUCCAAAUAUACUAAGGAAAGAAAAAAACAUAAAGGGACAUAUUAUAUGAUAUCAUGUCUAUGCUAUAUUCUGUAUCAACACAGAACAAAAUAUCAAACAGGCAGUUAUAAAAAUUAUAAAGAAUGUAAAAAAUUAUACAAGAUUCAUCAUAAAAAAAUAUUCACCAUAUUAAUUUUUAUAAUAGUAAUUUUUAUAAUAGUAAUUUUAGUAAUUUGAGGCUUUAAAAAGCUGGAAGAAUAAUGGACACACAGCUCUUGACAAAGUCCACAGGACGAAACGCGUUGAGCGGAUAUACAGCUGCCAGCAUCCCCACAGAAACAUUUUGGAUCAUACAACCCUAAGGCUCCUCUGAGAGAAGACCCACUAUUACCAACUGAGGUCUGGGAAGCCUGAUCCAUAUAUAAAGGGAACUUAGCCCAGGAAGGGGCUGACAAGCUCUUUUAGCACAAUUGAGACACUUUUUGUGCCACUACAUUUGUGAGUUUAUAUAUUUGUAUUUAUCAUUCUUUUAAAUGUUAUUAAAUACUUCACUAUAUACUUUAUUUUUUAUCUCUUUACAUGGUUACAUCUGUCUGCAUAUAUAUUCAUACGCUUGUGAUUGUGGCGCCCACACUGGUAUAUGUAUAUGUUUUUUUAACUAUACUAUAUAUUUAUCUAUUUAUAUUGUUAUUGGGAUUGGGAGUGAUCCCUAUCUUGGAGUGGCAAGCCUGCACUGUCUCUUGCACUUUAUUCCCACAUACUGCUCCUUUUUAAAUUGACAAGUGUAGAAAAAUACAUAAGUAGUCCCUGCUUUGACUUGUUUUAAAGAGAAAUAGAUCAGAAAGAAAAAAGAGAAAAGGAAACACUAGGAGGAAGGUAUGUUUAAGGGGACAUUUUAAGGGAAUAAUCCACCUUUAACAAGGUCAAAAAAGAGGACCACAACUAGCCCAAGUGGCAAUGUGGCAUGCACCAUUAGAGGAGAGGAGGUGGGUAGAUCUAGAGUACCUCAUGACGGGUGCAGACCUACCCCAAUACCAUAUGUGGGUACCCAUAGAUUAUAGGCCGGUCCUCCGUACAACAUAUACGGCGAUCCUAAACUCCCUUCGGGGGUCACAAAUAUAAAUUAGCAUCAAAUCCGUCGCCUCUGACCUCACUGCUGAGAAAUAGUGCUUUCCCCCCGGGCCUAACAGCAAGGGACUUUAGGAAUUUAGAGAAAGUGGGAAUACAGACGAUAUGCCAUGUGUUCGAGAACAACACUAUAGUCCCGUUCGACCACCUAAAACAGCCCAUCUCACUCCGUCGGACUUUCUUAGAUACCCGCUACUCAAAGACUACAUACACCACCCACACAUACAAAAAGCAGCCACUGGGCCGAUUACUAUCUAUGAGAAAAUGUGCCUAAACUAAUCCACACAGCCAGGCCUCCUCACUCUGUUAUACUCACACAUCUGUAAUGAAACAGAGGAAUGGGGCAUACUAACUUACACAGAAAUAUGGGAGAAAGCCCUGGGGGAGGAGCUAGAAGGCGUGGGAUGGAGGGAAAUCUGGGAGGCAAAUAGUUUGGUAUUCAUUUGCAUAUCCCUCUAGGAACAAUUGUAUAAAAUGAUGUUUCGGUGGUAUACCACUCUGGUCAAACUAUGUGAAAUGAAACAGACACCGGAUGACGACUGCUGGAGAGGAUGCAGCCUUCGAGGCACAUACCUCCACAUGUGGUGGGACUGCCCCGAGAUACAAUCAUUUUGGAAAGAGAUGCAUAAUAUAAUCUCAAAGAUCUUCCAUAGAACACCUGACUUAAACCCUUGGACAUACCUGUCGAACAAGCCCUUAGAAGACUGGAUGAAAAAAGUAAAAAAACUGAUUCACAAAGUGACUUUAGCAGCUAGGAGAGCAUUUGCACAGUCAUGGCUACAGGUCGACAGGCCUUCAUUGAAGACUGUACUCUCUAGUACAGGGGUUCUCAACUAGGGAUCGACCGAUUAUCGGUUUUACCGAUAUAAUCGGCCGAUAUUCGGUAUUCUCGGCAAUAUCGGUAUCGGCCAAUUCAGAUACCGAUAUUGCCGAUAAUACCUCCAGGGACCGCCGGGCUCAUUACAAGCCCGGCGGUCCUGGGGGGGCGGGCAGCAAGCGCUUACUCACCUCCCAGCAGCUCCCCAGUGCAACUCUCGCGAGACCCGCGGCCGUCAGAGCGUUGCCAUGGAUCACCAUGGCAACGCUCCGCGCGACACGCUGGCCGCGAGAGUUGCACUGGGGAGCUGGAGGAGCUGCUGGCAGGUGAGUAAGCGCUUGCUCUCCGCCCCCCCAAAGCUCAGCCAAUACCACUGGACCACCAGGGACUGUCAUAUCCCCCCUCCCUGGCCAGGUAACAAGCAGGGAGGGGGGACAACAAAAAUAAAUAAUAAUUAAGUAAAUAUAAUUUUUUUUUUUUUAAUAAUUUAAUAAAAAAUGCCCCCUCACACACUGCAUUAUAUACACAUACACUACACAAACACACUGCAUUAUAUACCCACACUACACAAACACACACUGCAUUAUAUACACACACUACACAAACACACUGUGUAUAUAAUGCAGUGUGUGUUUGUACAGUGUGUGUAUAUAAUGCAGUGUGCGUUUGUACAGUGUGUGUAUAUAAUGCAGUGUGUGUUUGUAUAGUGUGUGUAUAUAAUGCAGUGUGUGUUUGUGUAGUGUGGGUAUAUAAUGCAGUGUGUUUGUGUAGUGUGUUUAUAUAAUUCGGUGUGUGUUUAUGUAGUGUGUUUGUGCAGUGUGUUUGUGUAGUGUGUAUAUAAUGCAGUGUGUGUUUGUGUAGUGUGUUUAUAUAAUGCAGUGUUUGUGUAGUGUGUGUGUAUAUAAUGCAGUGUGUGUAUAUAAUGCAGUGUGUUUGUGUAAUGUGUUUAUAUAAUGCACACUACACAAACACACUGCAUUAUAUACACACACUAUACAAACACACUCUGCAUUAUAUAAACACACUACAUUCACUAUACAGACACUACACAAAUACACACACACUCUGCAUUCAUUAUAUACACACACACUUUGCAUUUAGUAUAUACAGCAUUCACUUUACACACACUACCCACACACUACACAAACACUCUGCUUUCAUUAUAUACACACUACACUAAUACACACUGCAUCCACUACACACACUAGACAAAUACACACUGCAUCCACUACACAAACACACAUUGCAUCCUCCACACACACUACACAAACACACACUGCAUCCAUAACCCACACACUACACAAACACACACUGCAUCCACUACACACACACUACACAAACACACACAGCUCCCCUGUCACACUGCAUCCACUACACGUGGCAUGUCUAUUUUGUGCAUUUACCUUUAGAAAUAGUUUUUAUUUUCCAAAAUGGUAAAUGUACAGAAUAUCGGCAAAUUAUAUCGGCUAUCGGCCUGAAAGUUCACAGAAUAUCGGUAUCGGUAUCGGCUCUGAAAAAUCAAUAUCGGUCGAUCCCUAUUCUCAACCCAGUCCUCAGGACCCCCUACCAGUACAGGAUUUGGGAUUACCUGGGUGUGUCUCAGGUGUUUAGAAAAAGGGGAAAAAACACCUUGGACUCUAAGGUGUUUUUUUUUAUUUUUUUUUCUAAACACCUUAGACACACCCAGGUAAUCCCUAAACCCUGGACUGGUAGGGGGUCCUGAGGACUAACGUUGAGAACCCCUGCUCUAGUAUAAGAGGUCUACCUCAUGGACAGCUUAACGGCCCGGGUACGGCGAUCAAUGACUAAAUUUGAAAAACUGUGGGAACCGUGGAACAAUAGCGACCUAGUAAACGUAACAGCCACAUAAGACUGAGACAGAAAUAAUAGGUAAGAUGCGACUGGCCUACACAUCCCUCAACCCUAAACCCUGGGGACACACUCCCUCUGAAAUUAAAGGGACACUAUAGUCAGGUCCCUCAAGUUUUAACCCUGCAGCUGUAAACAUAGCAGUUUCCGAGGAACUGCUAUGUUUACAUUUGGGGUUAAUCCAGCCUCUAGUGGCUGUCUUCCAGCCACUAGAGGUGCAUGUGCGACGCUGGAGGCACAUUUUGCCUCCAUUGCGCAGAGCGUCCAUAGGAAAGCAUUGAGAAAACAGCACAUAAUAAAGCAAGUGAGUAGGCCCAGGGCUGGUAUAUGGUCCUGCUAUACUAUAUGGGACAUGUCACAUGACCCUAACCGGGGUAAUACAUUGACAAAUGGCUACAUAAAAGAAUGUAAGCGGUACCACAACUUAAGAGUAACUUGGUUUGUAGACUUAUGUUAUUGUUUAAUAGAAACAUAGAAACAUAGAAUGUGACGGCAGAUAAGAACCAUUCGGCCCAUCUAGUCUGCCCAAUUUUCUAAAAACUUUCAUUAGUCCCUAGCCUUAUCUUAUAGUCAGGAUAGCCUUAUGCCUAUCCCAUGCAUGCUUAAACUCCUUUACUGUGUUAACCUCUACCACUUCAGCUGGAAGGCUAUUCCAUGCAUCCACUACCCUCUCAGUAAAGUAAUACUUCCUGAUAUUAUUUUUAAACCUUUGUCCCUCUAAUUUAAGACUAUGUCCUCUUGUUGUGGUAGUUUUUCUUCUUUUAAAUAUAGUCUCCUCCUUUACUGUGUUGAUUCCCUUUAUAUAUUUAAAUGUUUCUAUCAUAUCCCCCCUGUCUCGUCUUUCCUCCAAGCUAUACAUGUUAAGAUCCUUUAACCUUUCCUGGUAAGUUUUAUCCCGCAAUCCAUGAACCAGUUUAGUAGCCCUUCUCUGAACCCUCUCUAAGGUAUCAAUAUCCUUCUGAAGAUACGGUCUCCAGUACUGUGUACAAUACUCCAAGUGAGGUCUCACCAGUGUUCUGUACAAUGGCAUGAGCACUUCCUCUUUCUACUGCUAAUACCUCUCCCUAUACAACCAAGCAUUCUGCUAGCAUUUCCUGCUGCUCUAUUACAUUGUCUGCCUACCUUUAAGUCAUCAGAAAUAAUCACCCCUAAAUCCCUUUCCUCAAUUGUUGAGGUUAGGACUCUAUCAAAUAUUCUGUACUCUGCCCUUGGGUUUUUACGUCCAAGAUGCAUUAUCUUGCACUUAUCCACAUUAAAUGUCAGUUGCCACAAUUCUGACCAUUUUUCUAGUUUACCUAAAUCAUUUGUCAUUUGGCUUAUCCCUCCUGGAACAUCAACCCUGUUACAUAUCUUAGUAUCAUCAGCAAAAAGACAUACCUUACCAUCAAGACCUUCUGCAAUAUCACUAAUAAAAAUAUUAAAGAGAAUGGGUCCAAGUACAGAUCCCUGAGGUACCCCACUGGUGACAAGUCCAAGCUUCGAAUAUAUUCCAUUAACUACAACCCUCUGUUGCCUGUCACUCAGCCACUGCCUUACCCAUUCAACAAUAUUUGAAUCCAAACUUAAAGAUUGCAGUUUAUUGAUAAGCCUUCUAUGUGCAACAGUGUCAAAAGCCUUACUGAAAUCUAGGUAAGCAAUGUCUACUGCACCACCCUGAUCUAUAGUUUUAGUUACCCAAUCAAAAAAAUCAAUAAGAUUAGUUUGGCAUGAUCUCCCUGAAGUAAACCCAUGUUGUCUCUGAUCUUGAAAUCCAUGUGUUUUUAGAUGUUCAUCAAUCCUAUCCUUUAACAUGGUUUCCAUCACUUUCCCCACUACUGAAGUAAGGCUUACUGGCCUAUAGUUGCCCGACUCCUCCCUAUUACCUUUCUUGUAAAUGGGCACAACAUUCGCUAACUUCCAAUCUUCUGGGACUACUCCUGUUAACAAUGAUUGGUUAAAUAAAUCUGUUAAUGGUUUUGCUAGUACACCACUAAGCUCUUUUAAUAGCUUAGGGUGUAUUCCAUCAGGUCCCAUUGACUUAUUUGUCUUUACUUUUGACAGUUGAAAUAGAACCUCUUCCUCUGUAAACUCACGUGUAAUAAAUGACUCAUUUAUCCUUUUUCUCAACUGAGGUCCCUUUCCUUCAUUUUCUUCUGUAAAUACAGAACAAAAAUAUUCAUUGAGGCAGUCAGCCUGACCUUUAUCCUCUUCUACAUACCUUCCUUCUUUUGUUUUUAAUCUAACUAAUCCUUGUUUUACUUUUCUUUUCUCAUUUAUGUAUCUAAAAAAUGUUUUAUCCCCCUUUUUUACUGACUGUGCUAUUUUCUCUUCUGUGUGUGAUUUGGAAGCUCUUAUAACUUGCUUAGCCUCUUUCUGCCUAAUCUUAUAGAUCAUUUUGUCUUCCUCACUCUGGGUUUUUUUAUAAUUCCUAAAUGCUAACUUUUUGUUUUUAACUAUUUUGGCCACAUCUGCGGAGUACCACAGUGGUUUCUUGAAUUUUUUGCUUUUACUGACAAGCCUAAUGCAAUUUUCUGUUGCCUUCAAUAGUGCAACUUUUAAAUAAUCCCAUUUUUCUUGGUCAAUUUAUAUAUAAAACUGUGAUAUGUCUUGACAACUGGAACAGUGGUAAUGUUACAGAAUACUGAGAGGUACUCAGAAUGUUUCACAAUUGUUUUUUUGGACUGUACAACUUUUGUAAUGUAUACUGUAUGUUGUGAGCAUGACGAGACAAUCACACAUAAAAAAUAAAAAAAGAGGACCAGCACAUCUUAUUACUAAUCGAGAACAGUACUGCAUACCGAAACCUAAUUCUAUUUCUAAUUAGUCUUUCUUUUUAUAGAGUUACACAAAAUGUGCUAAUAUGAAAGUACUCUCUACACUGGUGACUUUUUUUUAAACUGGUUGCUUUUCCUCCUCAUUUCCAAGAUGCAAGAAUAGAAGAGUUUGUGUAUGAGAAGCUUGAAAGAAAAGCACCAAGUCGCCUGAAUAAUCAAGAGCAACUGGCUCAGUAUAUGAUUGAUGCUGGGAAUGAAUUUGGACCAGGAACAGCAUAUGGUAAGUUCUGGCAUUGCAGAAACCGCACACAGCUGGAAAGAUUAGCACCGCCUACACAGUAUAUGUUAAUGUUGCAUAAGCAGCGUUACUUCUUUUGACUUAUCUAAAAGUAAUAUAUUUUUUGAUUUCUGCAAUAUAAUGUUCAGUAUCUACAUAGGAAAGCAUAUUUUAUUGUGGAAGAAAGGCUAACACUUUGGUGGAGACAUCUGUCCUGUCACGUUUGGUGAAAUAAAAAAUAAAAAAUUCUAUUAUUUAGGUGUUACGCAUUCUGUCCCCCCUCCCUGGUAAAAGGUAAGGAGAAGGAUGGGCUGUGAAGAAACCAAGGAAGAAGGACAAGAUUUUAAAAGUGAACAUUUGUACCAAUACCUUUUUCAUUUCUUCAUUGCAAACUUGCUUUGGUACACAGAGUUUAAUUAUAUUGUUUUAAAUUCUGCAUAAAACUGGAAUCAUCUUAUGUCAAUACACUUGGUAUACAAACAUUGAGUCAUAAGCAUGAAAAACGAUAUUUAUUGCAUAUGCGUAAUCUGUUGGCUAAGCUUUCCAUAAGUAUAGUGGAAAAAUCUGCAGAGAGUAUCAGAAGACAGCUAUUUUAUUUUCACCCCCCCUUCAUUAUUGGGUAACUUGACAUUAAUCUAUUCAGCUUGUUUGUGUACACUUGAAAUGUGAAAUCUGAUUUACAAGCUGUUAUUAAUUGAGGAACAGUUUGUGUUAAAAAAAAAAAAAAAAAAUUCUGUUUGUGUUGCAGGAAAUGCUCUCGUUAAAUGCGGAGAAACCCAGAGAAGAAUAGGAGGGGCUCACAGAGAACUUGUACAAACCUCAGCUAUAAACUUCCUGACUCCCCUGAGAAAUUUUAUAGAAGGAGAUUAUAAAACUAUGGCUGUAAGUAUGCACCAGCCUUUGCAGUAUAAUAGGUUGAUGCUAGUACAUGGUACCAUAUGUCGCCACUUUGUCUGGUGGUAGCUUCCUUUAUUUAACUGCUUGGAAUUCGUGGUAGUGUUAAGGGUAACCAAAAGCAUAUCCUGUGUAUAAACCAGUGCUUGACAACAUUGUUCUUUAUUUAUGAGUCAAACCCUAGCACAUAGAACACAGCCUAAGUAUAGAAGCCUCUCUUUCAUGUACCCAGUCUGACUGGAAGCUGUUAGUUACUCUGUGAGCACUAGCUGUCAGACUGGGUAGGGGGAUACAGAAGUUCCUCUUCCGCGGUUCGUCUGCUUGGCCACGCUACAUGCCGUGUCUGGCAGGCUGGUAGCAUUGUUCAGUGCUCUCCCCUUUUGGUCGUCAACCCUAGAACGCGCCACCUGGCCAUAGUGCCAUUCAGUCCGUUCUUGAAUGGCUCCCUCCUAUUAAGUGGCACCUGUGGCGGGCUGUCCCCCUCUUAGUAUGCCAUUGAUUUAAAGCAGUGGUAGUCAACCUGAUCCCUACCUCCCAUCUCCCCUGCCAGCCAAUGCAGAGCCAGCCUUGCUGUAAGCCCUCUUGAGCUGGUGAGGAGAUGAAAGAUCUCCCUCAACGGCCUGCUAGCACUUCGUUUCAGCAGAGGGAAGAACCUGGGAGGCUCUGGGUUCCUCCCGCAAGCAGGCUGGUUGAUGCGUUGCCACAUGCUACCAUGGCAACGUUCCGAUACAGUGCUGUGCUCACAGGAGGACAGGAGAGUCAGCCUAAAGCUGGAGGAGUUGCAGGCUAAAGCGAACAUGCCACCACUGGACCACCAGGGCUUGCAGCAUUAUGUUCCCACUACACAAACACACACACACACUGCAUUAUAUAUACACACACACACACACACUGCAUUAUAUAUACACACACACUGCAUUAUAUACACACACACACUGCAUUAAACACACACACACACUGCAUUAUAUAUAUAUAUAUAUAUAUAUACACACACUGCAUUAUAUACACACACAAUGCAUUCACUUUACCCACACUACACACACUGCAUUAUAUACACACACUACACAAACACACACACUGUAUUCACUAUACACACUACAUAAACACACAUUCUGCAUUCACUAUACACACUACACAAACACACACUCUGCAUUCACUAUACACACUACACAAACACACUACAUUCACUAUACACACUACACAAACACACUCUGCAUUCAUUAUAUACACACACUAAACAAAUACACACUGCAUCCACUACACACACUUCAUCCACUACAUGUGGCAUGUAUAUUUUGUGCAUUUACCUUUUAGAAUUAGUUUAUUUUUUCAAAAUGGUAAAUGUACAGAAUAUUGGCAAGUUAUCGGCUAUCGGCCUGAAAGUUAACAGAUUAUAAGUAUCGGUAUCAGCUCUAAAAAAAAAUCAAUACCGGUCAAUCCCUAGUUAUGGUGCCAGGAGUGCCCUGGCAUGCCCCUAUUGUAAGUAAUCAAACCAGUUUUAAAUGGUUUAUCUUGUUACCUAAGGUAGGCUGGGCACCUCUCCCCCCACCACUGAGGUUCCUAGACCGUUCAGGGCUUAGCACAUUGGUUGAGAUGGUCAGUGGAUGCGUGGAUUGGAGUGUUCAUUUAAAGUAUAAAAUAAAUCUAUGCAUGUGUAUCUCAUAAAGCUGUCAAUGGUUUUCCUCUGCCUGUUUGUUUGAUAUUGGAUCAUGAUUUUUAAUGAAAUAGCAGUUUCCAUUGUGUGGUAAUUUUCAGAAAGGGAGUGAAUUGAGCAGGUAUACAGUCUAAAUAUCUGGUGAUUUACAUUGUUAACCGAUUAUCAAUUAAGAUAAUAUAUUUCACAAUGAAUAGUAUUCUUAAGCCAAUACUAAGCACACAUAAAUACCUUAAUGCAACUUCCAGUUACAAGUGCUAUGGAUAAUAAACUCUCAUGGGUGGGUUUUUGAAGAUUCCAGAAUUGGUUAUUUGUGGCUUUUUGUUGACUUUCUUACUAUCACUAUGUCACAUGGUGAGAAGAAAGAAAUCCCCUAGUCACCAAUUACAGGGAAAGAAAACAAUGUCUCUAUUUAUUGAACCCUUUUCUCGUUUUCAUAGAAAGAAAAGCACACUGGCAUUAAAAUUAUUUAUAAGUGUUUUUUAGUUCAUCAUUUGUGGCUGGGACAUAGGAAAGCCUGCGAGUCGUAAAUAUGUGUAAUUUGGAGUAGAAAAGAGCGAGAGAGAAGCAUCAGUGGCAUCAAAGAUCACGAGAGUAUGAUCUGAAGCCUAGAGAGAGGGUGAUUUAGGAUAAUGACAUGAAAUAUAAAUUAUUUCACCGAGCACGUUUUUUUCAAUGGGUCAGGCUGACUCAGCCUUACGAAGCAAAACGUUUUUAUAAAAGAAACAAAACACUUUAUACCCAGUUGUAACCUAAGCCAGAUGCUGAACCGAAUGCUUAGUUGCCUGCUGUGCCCUUUUAAGUUUAAGUACCUAUACAUUUCUGCUAGUUAAGCAAAGUAUUAUGUGAUUGAAAAUUGCUCAUUCCAAACUCACUUUGUUACCAAAUAUCUGAUCUCUUCUAUUCUGUACAGGGACGUAACUAGGAACCACGGGUCUCAUGGCAAGAAUCAAAGAAGGGGGGCCCCCUUAUCGCCCCUUUUUGCUUCCCCCUUAGCAGUAUAUCUGCGUGGGGCUUGGCUGAGUGUGAUUGUGCGGGGCUUGGCUGAGAAACAUAUGUAUGUUGGAGUUGGUGGAGUGUGACUGUAUAUGGGAGUUUGCUGCAUGUUAGUGUGGAGUUAUAUGCCCUGCUUGCGGACAUGUCCCCAACAGAGCUAUCCUCUGUGCUGAUGCGAUCAUACUGGCUUCACUGCCAGGACAUUGUCAUCAAUGCAUCCUUUACUCCCCCAGCAGAAGUAGGAAAUUCCUACUGGCGAGUAACACCGUGUCAGGGAGCAAGAGGACCACCUGUCACUCAAUAUAUGGCAUUAGAUCCUGUGUGCAUCUGGCACACCAGUCUAAUGUUCAAGAUUCAUUGACAGGUAAAGGAGGGACCAUAAAAUCUAUACAUUUACUAACAUAAUGUACAGAUGUCAUUUAGUGCUAUUUAAUAUACAGUUUUUUUUAUAUAGACUUUUUAAUAUAAGGCACAUUUGUUAAUAUUAUAUGCAUGUACAUAUUUAUGCUUUGUGUAUAUGUGUGUAUGUGUAUGUAUAAUAUAUAUGUAUGUGUAUAUAUAUAUACAUACACACACACACACACACACACUGAUCAGCCACAACACAAAAAAACACCUGUCUAAUAAUAUGUAGAUCCCACUUGUGCUGCCAACACUUUGAUGCGCCGAAGCAUGGACUCCACAAAACCUCUAAACGUGUUUUGUGGUAUCUGGCAGAUCCUUAUUAAAGGGAAACUCUAGUGCCAGGAAAACAAUCCGUUUUCCUGGCACUGCAGGUACCCUCUCCCUCCCACCUCCCAUCCCAGGUAGCUGAAGGGGUGAAAACCACUUCAGGUCACCUACCUGAGAUCCCGCCGAUGUCCCUCGGCGGUGGUUUCGGGUUGGCGUCGCUCCUCCCAGUAAUUACGUCAGCCAGUGGGCGAGACUGAUCCCGCCGCCUGCUGAGGAAACCUAAUUCGGUCUCCCCAUAGGAAAGCAUUGAAAAUGAUUUUCAAUGCUUUCCUAUGGGGAAUUGAGCGACGCUGGACGCUCACACAGCGUGAGGACGUCCAGCGACGCUCUAGCAAAGAAAAUCUUUGCUAUGAAGCAGGAAGUGCCCUCUAGUGGCUGUCUAGUAGACAGCCAUUAGAGGUGGAGUUAACCCUGCAAUGUAGUUAUUGCAGGUUAUAAAAAACAGCAAUAAUUACAGUUGCAGGGUUAAGAGUAGUGGGAGUUGGCACCCAGACCACUCCAAUGGGCAGGAGUGGUCUGGGUGUCUGGAGUGUCCCUUUAAGUCCUGAAAGUUACGAGGUGGGCCUCCAUGGGUCGUAUUUGUUAUUUCAAAACAUCCCACAGAUUGAGUUCUGAGGAAUUUAAAGGCCGAGGCAGCACCAUCUCUUGUUCCUCAAACAUUCACGAACAAUUUUUGCAGUGUGGCAGGGUAUAUUAUCCUACUGAAAGAGGCUACUUCUAUCAGGUAACCCUAUUGCCAUGAAAGGGUGUACAUGGUCUUCAAAAAUCUAUAGCUAUGUGGUAUGUGUCAAAGUAUCAUCCAUAUGAAUAUCUGAACCCAAGAUUUCCCAGCAAAACAUUGCCCAGAACAUAACACUGCCUCCUCCAGCCUGCCAUCUCUCUCCCAAGUAAAAGACGCACACGCGCCUGUACAUCCACCUGGUCUAAAAGAAACCGUGAUUCAUCAGACCGGGCAGCCUUCUUCCAUUGCUCCAUAGUCCACGUCUGACGCUCGCUUCACACAUUGAAGGUGCUUUUGGCUGUGGAUAGGGGUCAUCAUGGGAACUGUGAUCGGCCUGUGACUAUGUACGCUCAUAUGCAGCAAACUAGUUGCACUGCGUGUUUUGACACCUUUCUAUCGUGGCCAUCAUUAAGGUUUUUUUUUUUGUUUUGUUUUUUUAAAUCAAUUUGAGGUACAGUAGCUCUUCUGUGUGAGGGGAAGAGACAGGCUAGCCUUCACACUUUGGUAGGUACUAACCACUGCAUACCAGGAAUACCCACAAGACCUGUCGUUUUGGAGAUGCUCCGACCCAGUCACCUAGUCCUUGUCAAAGUCACUUAGAUCUUUAGUCCUCCUGCACUGCCUUAUGUCUACUGGGGCUGCUCUGAUCUUCAUGUUCUUCCAGCAGUGCUCCCUUCAGUGAAGCCUAGGCCGACAGGAGUGACAUGAUAUCCCUGCUCCUGGCAACACUGCAGGGCGUGUGAGAGGUAUCUUUGCUGCCAGAGCACGAAGAUAAGGGUUUCCUCAUACAGGUAGGCAGGUGCCUACUGUGCCUUUAGCGUAUAGCUGAUUUUGUGCCUGCCUUAUGGGGUGGUUGGCUGUUCUUGGGCCUUCUGUGCAAGAAGAUCAAAGAAUACCUUUGCUACCAACUGUCUGCAAAAGGUAUGCAUAUGCUGAGUUACAGAAAUAAUGGAUACUUGGAUGGUAUAAGGUAGUUGUACCAGCCUUAGCAAAGCUCCUCUUUUUAUAAGAAGUGACUUACAGGGCCACUGGACAUGAUUUUUUUUUCUUCUUUAAACAAGGCUUUCAAAUGUAGCCAAAAUGUCUCAAGCUAGCAUGCUUGCAAAUUGCAUGCUCUUUUUCUCUUCACAUUACUUACACCUGAAGUGUUACAAUAGCAUUAUUUUCCAUACCUUUUAUAACAUUGUCAUUUUUAUAACUUUUGGAUGCGUUAAAUAUGCCAUUUCUAUUAUAGAGGCAAUAUUUUUGAAAGGUAGCUGAAAAUUCCUUAUCUGCCACUUGUCUGUUUGUGUUACUGCACAGUAAUUUUAAACUUCACUGUCUGCUUUCUUUUUGAACCUCAGAGAGAGAAGAAAUUGUUGCAAAAUAAAAGGCUGGAUUUGGAUGCAGCUAAGGCUCGCCUGAAAAAAGCCAGGACUGCAGAAGCAAAAGCAGCAGUAAGUAGAAAUUUUGACAAAAGACUGGAAAAAAAUGUCAGCCUGUUCUUUGUGGUUAAGUAUACUGAACAGCUGACCUGACAAUCUGCAGCAUUUUGUGGUGAACAAUUGGAAAGUCCUGGAUUAGUUGUGUAGAUACAGUUUCUAAUGUGUAAAAAGCACAGGCAAAAUAUAGAUGCAGUAGAUACAUUCUAGAAAAGGUAUCAUACCCCAUACAAGCAAUCAGAUUUUUGAAUCAUUCAUUUUUUUUAUAUACACUUAAGUUUAAUUCAUGGUUAUUGGUAAAUACACAUUUAAGAAAGGAAACAACAAUGUAACAACAAAAACCUUUGCACUUGGUGUCUUCUGGCUCCAAACCUCCCGUGACUCCAAGAAAAAAGUUCCCUGCACCUGGUACUUUUACCGUUGUGGCAUGUUUUCAUGCAUAAUAUGUACUAAUAAUGAGUAAUUAGAACAACUUUAUUAGACUUUUCCACGUCCAAAGUGUGUGUUAAACUCUUUCCCUUGCCAGAAGUGUCUUCACUACAUCGGGGGAAGACAUUUUUCCCAUCUCAUCUGUUUAAUUAUUCCUCAACUAGUUUUUCUUAUGUAUUUUCUUCAGCUUGACAAAACCUGAAAGGCUGAGCUUAAUUCAAGUUCCACUGCCUUUGUCAAGACAAGUUUAACCAUAAUGACUGCUUGCCUGUCAUGUCUGUCACACUAACAUAUGUGAAGUUCACAUGACCAUUACAGUAGAGACAGCAGUAGUCAUGCGCUUGACUUGUUGCGCAUGGAGAGGGAGGGUCAAAGAAGGCAAAUAAUUGGUGUCACUGCCAGGCUGAGGUAGAUUGCGGCUGGAAAAAAAAGAUCUGGCGCCAAGAUAAAUUGUUGACUAAAAUGUAAACAGGUGGGACUAAGUGGACAAAAAAAUGACAAUAGGGGGAAGUUAGGACACAUAGAGUUUGAGGAAGUGGUAGGGAUAUAUAUACAUACAUCAUAGUCCAUGACAGAGCCACUUGAAAAUAGUAAAUAAUGUUACAAGUUAGGGAUUUAUUUACUUUGCCACUUUAAAGAAACACUAUAGGGUAAGGAACACAAACAUGUAUUCCUGACCCUAUAGUGCAAAACCCACCAUUUAGGUGGCUUGACUCCCCCUCCCCCUCUUAGCCCCCUUAAAAGUUAAUAAAACGCACCUUAUUCCCAGCACCGAGCAGGUCUGCCGGAGCUGGCUCCGCCCCCAUUGGUGUCAUCAGAAUUGCCCAUGGGGAAAGCAUUGGAUUGGCUAAAAUUGGCAAGGGGGCAGGGCAAAACACCAUUUUGGCCAAUCAGCACCUCCUCAUAGAGAUGCAUUGAAUCAAUGCAUCUUUAUGAAGAAAAUUGAGCGUCCACAUGCAGAGCGUGGGGACGCUGAACGGCAGAGCUGCCUACUGUGCAGCACUGACCCAGGAAGCACCUCCAGUGGCCAUCUGAAAAAGCAGUGUUUGCAUGCAAAUGCAUGCAUAUAAUGAUUCUACUCACCAGAACAACUACAUUAAGGUGUAGAUGUUCUGGUGACUAUAGUGUCCCUUUAAGAUGUUUUGUUUUUCAUUAGAUGUGUUGAGAAAAAAGUUUUACUGUGCAUAUUUACGGAUUCUUUAUAUCUUUUGUCUGUGUGUGCUUAAGCAAGUAGACAGCCCUCUGCCUGAAGGAGAUAACAGCUUUAUGGUAAACUUGUCUUACAUGCUCAGCGUGUUGCAUGUAAAAUGGCUAAAGGUUUGUUGGCCUACAUCAAAACCUCAUUCUGUCCAUCGUGGGUUCUCUUGCAUGUUAAACCAUUAGGCACAUGUUAAAAUCUGCCACACCAGUCUCUGCUGGACUUUAUCAGUUGCUGAUUUUUUUUAUUUUUUUUAUGUGUUUUAGAUUAUGAAUUCUUUAUAUUGGAAACCAAGAUUUUUGUUAUUUAUGAUUAAUAUAUGUAAAAAAAAUUAAAAAAAAUUAAUUGGUUCCCGUAUCCACUGCAAGAGAAUUCACAUCUUCAUAUAUUUUGUAAAUGUAGCUGUAAAUGAGGAAAUAGUCUGUCGUUUGUUCAUUUAUGACAUUUCCUAGUGCCUCUGUAGUUACCAUUGCAGCUUUGUUUUCAAAAAUGAAUUACAGAUUGUAAAGAGUAAAUACAAACAUCACUUCAUCCCAUCGGUAUUUUUCCUGUUUGCGUUUUACACCAUCUUGUUCAUCUGCUAGAUAUUACUCUUACGCUGCCAGAGGAUAGGACACUGUAGAACAAUCAGUUGAUUACGAUGAUGGCAACAAUGCAAAUUGAAAAGGAAUUCUGUGCUCAUGCGUUAAACUUUAUUCACUAAACUAUGAGAUGCCGUGAGUCUUUACAUGUUGGUGAUCUGCUCACCCCAACCACUCUUUAAUGGUUAAAUACAUAUGGAUUAAGCCUUUCCGUAACCUCGAUCUAGUUCCUAAAUGACUGCUCUGGUUCACUGGUAGUUCCCUUUUUCAAUUUAUUGCUGCAGGUUUUUUUUUGUCUAGUGCCACAAAGGAGUUUGUGUGUGUGUUAUCCUAGAUAACCUCAUUUCUCUCCAGCUGCAUUAUUUAGAUACAAUCCUGUUUUUCUUUCAAAUAAGACACCAUAGUCUGAUACAAACCAAGCAUGACAUUUUAACCCAAGUGUAUAAUCUGCAGAUCUUGCAUUUCUGGAAAAUCUAACUCGUUUAUUUAAAGAUUUUGGGAAGAUGUAGUUGAUGUCAUUCAAUUGACGUUAAAAGCUUUUACCUGCCCAUUGCCUCAGUAAGUGGCAGUGUCUGUCCUAUAUUUGCAUUUAAAAUAUAUUUAUAACAACACACAUAUAGUCUUAAAAAAAAAAUAUAUAUAUAUAUAUAUAUAUAUAUAUAUAUAUAUAUAUAUAUAUAUAUAUAUAUAUAUAAAAUAUAUAUAUUUAUUUUGUCAGUAGUAAUUUAGCUUUUUUAGCAUACAUUGUUCAUACUAGUUAAAGCAAUGGGCUUCAUAUUAAGUUGUGUAUUAUAUAUUUUUAUUUUAUUUUAAUGCUAAUCAGAUGUGGACCGAGGAGGUAACAAAGGUGUGAAUAUAUUCCAAUAUUCUAUUAUAAUGACAUUUGAUACCUACACCUUCUGUGCUGUAUUAUUUGCACACACAUUUGCACCGAACUGAACAAUUGUUUAGGUGGCAUACUAAGCACCAUAACGACUCCCCAGCACAGAAGUGGUUAUGGUUCCAGAAGUCCCCUGGUGCAGUCCCACAAUAACUAGUCAUAAUGUUUUUUGUGUAUUAAAUUGGCAAUUACCAGAGACCCACUGGGUGCCUGCAAACAGGUCUUCUAUUAAGAAAUUAUUAAAGCGUUCAAAUAGAACAAAACAAAUGUAUCAACUAUUUGCUUGAGGUGGGACAGCUUCAAGGGAUUCCUGGCACCCAGAAUCACUGCAGAGCACCACUUUGACUGUAAUACAAAGUGUUACACCACCAAAAAGGACUGUGAUUUAAGGGAUUUAAAAAUAUAUAAUUGUUUUAUGUAUAACAGAAAUGGUGAUGCUUAAAGAAAAUCUGCCAUAAAAAUAUACGUUAUUUAAACUUUGACUUAAGGAUUAUAAUGUUACAUUUAGAUUGAAAUAGAUGCAUUUCUGUGAAAUCACAGCUUUCCCUUGUGUUCUGCACUGAAUAAGUAUAUUGAAUGAAAUUCUAAAGGCAGAGUCUCUGAAAAGGCAGCAGCGUCUCUGAAAAGGCAGCAGCGUUUACAUUGGAGAGGCUACACGGACAGGCCGUAGGCACCUGAACAACUAUAUUAAGCUGUAUUUAAGAAUUGGAUAUUUCUCGUAAAUUAAACUUCACUAGUUUUAAAAAAACAAACUGUCUCCUAGAUUCUGAACAAAUAUGUCAAGUCCUGUACUAAGAAAUAUUUCACAUUGUAUAAUGACUUUUAAUUAUAAACGUAUUUUGAUACAGCUAGAAAAUGCUAAACCGGUACAAACUUUAUGGCAAGCACCAUGUCUUAGCUUAUGAAACCACAGUUUGAAGGAUCAGUUUGACUGCAUACAUUCUAUAUGUUAAAACAUGGAUAUGUGAUAUGACCAGUAUUGCUAAGUUUGGGAACAUUCCUCGUGACUGAGUUAAUAUAGAAAUCCACAUGAUGAAUCAUGUUUAUAACUGAAAUUUUCUUUUUCAAGUCUGAACAGGAGCUCCGAAUCACUCAAAGUGAAUUUGACCGGCAGGCUGAAAUUACCAGACUUCUGUUAGAAGGAAUAAGUAGCACACAUGUAAGUAUUUUGUGGUUUUCAGGAAAAGUGAGUGCAUGGUUCUUUUGUAUUUCUUCUCUACUGUAUACUGGUGACCUUGUGUCAGGACCAUAGGGUCUUUCGAUAUGUCGAGUCUGCGCCUCCACUUAGCACAGAAGAUUGCAAUGUCGUCCUUUUUAUUUCUUCAGUCAGGUGUGCCCCUAUACAGUGGCAAUAUGCACUUUUCAUUUGUGCCACUAGAUUAUUGCAAUAAUACUAAAGAUAACUUUGAAACAUCUAUAGAAUUUUAAUUGGACAGAAUGAAACUAAAAGCUUAGCUUAGACUGGAUAAGCCUUAUUUUACCUUUGAGUAUAGAACGCUGAAUAAUUUGAAAACUCUUGUAUGUCCCAGGUAGAACAUUAUAGAACAAUACUUGGUGUCAAAGAGAAAACUGAUGCAAAGGGUCAUUCAGUUGAGGAAUAGUGUUAUUAUAUUGCAAAGUCUAACAUCUGCAACAUGAGUUAACAUCAUUAACUCUCUGUGCAAGGUUUUACUGCAGCUAGAAAAACUAUCGAGCUCUGCAGAUUACAGUUUUAUAGGUAAUUAUUUUAGCUCUAAAAGUAAAUGUUGUCAUGUGAAAGGGAUGAAAACACCGCCAAUUAAGAGGUGAUUUGCCAUAAAAGAAUCACACCUUAAAUGUAAAGGAUAAAAAGCCAUUUCAUGUUUAUACAUAUAUAGUAUAAAUGAUUUACUUUGUCUAUAAACAUGCUAACUGGACUCUUUCUAAUCCAUGAGCAGCCAAAAGUUAGCUUCUCUAUUCUUGUAGAAAGAUGACUUCCAAGAUACUUUGCCAGACUUAAGGAAAAGGAUCUGUGUUGAGGCCACCCAUGCUAUAACCCACAUUUGGUUUCUUUUGCCAAGUGUAGAUUUUAGUAUAGUAUCAAUUCUUGGAGGACUUGAUGGCUGUAUAUGAAUACAAAUAUGAUUAUUUCCAAACCUGUACCUUAAUGUAUCCAAUACAGGCACAUCAUCUUCGCUGUCUGAAUGACUUUGUGGAAGCCCAAAUGACUUAUUUUGCACAAUGUUAUCAGUACAUGCUGGACCUCCAGAAGCAGCUUGGCAGGUAAACCUUUUUACUGAUAACAAUGGCUGAUCUUUUCACUUAAGAAACACUUAACAAGGAUGUAAGUAUAUGCACUCAAGGCAGCAACUAAUUCCACACAGAAAAGAGUCCUCAUUUUCAUCUCUUUGGAUCAUGGAUUUUUUUAACUGUGCUGCUGUUGCUUAGUAAUUCCUCUAAAAAACGUUGGUUAUUUUUAAACUUUUAAGGCGGUCAUUUUUUAUGAAUGUACUGAAAGCUGGUAGUGCAUGUAUUGUCACUAGAGAUUAGCAUAUAUUUGUAUCUAUUCUAAACCAUGUGUAAAUGUGAGAAAUGACCAUUAAAGGGAGAAUAUAGGCAAACUGCCACUUAUCUUAAUGGCCCCCCCCCCAUUUUUACCCUUCAUAUGGUAAGGUAUGUCUUUUUGCUGGUGAUACUAAGAUAUGUAACAGGGUUGAUGUUCCAGUAGGGAUAAACCAAAUGGCAAAUAAUUUAGGUAAACUAGAAAAAUGGUCAGAGCUGUGGCAACUGACAUUUAAUGUGGAUAAGUGCAAGAUAAUGCACCUUGGACGUAAAAACCCAAGGGCAGAGUACAGAAUAUUAUAUAUAGUCCUAACCUCAACAUCUGAGGAAAGGGAUUUAGGGGUGAUUAUUUCAGAUGACUAAAAUGUAGGCAGACAAUGCAAUAGAGCAGCAGGAAAUGCUAGUAGAAUGCUUGGUUGUAUAAGGAGAGGUAUUAGCAGUAGAAAGAGGGAAGUGCUCAUGCCAUUGUACAGAACACUGGCGAGACCUCACUUGGAGUAUUGUACGCAGUACUGGAGACCGUAUCUUCAGAAGGAUAUUGAUACUUUAGAGAGAGUUUAGAGAAGGGCUACUAGACUGGUUCAUGGAUUGCGGGAUAAAACUUACAAGGAAAGGUUAAAGGAUCUUAACAUGUAUAGCUUGGAAGAAAGACGAGACGGGGGAUAUGAUAGAAACAUUUGAAUACAUAAAGGGAAUCAACAUAGUGAAGGAUGAGACUAUAUUUAAAAGAAGACAAACUACCACAACAAGAGGACAUAGUCUUAAAUUAGAGGGGCAAAGGUUUUAAAAAUAUCAGGAAGUAUUUCUUUACUGAGAGGGUAGUGGAUGCAUUGAAUAGCCUUCCAGCUGAAGUGGUAUAGGUUAACACCGUGAAGGAGUAUAAGCAUGUGUGGGAUAUGCAUAAGGCUAUCCUAACUAUAAGAUAAGGCCAGGGAAUAAUGAAAGUAUUUAAAAAAUUGGCCAGGCUAGAUGGGCCGAAUGGUUCUUAUCUGCCGUCACAUUCUAGGUUUCUAUGUCUAUAUGAAAAUAUUGUGGUUUUGAAUUACCACACAUGUGCAUUAACCUUCCUAUGGGACACUCUCAGCUAAGCUUUCCCAUAGAGACUGGUGCUACGAAAGGGUAAUUAAACAAAAAACCUUAACAGCCAACAGACCAUUAUGAAUAAAAUAAAAAUAAUUAAAAAAAAAAAAAAGUCCUUCUUAAAUUACCAAUACUGCUCACUUACAAUGUCAUUCCCAAAUUGGAAUAUUUAUAUUAUUGACCAUAUACAUUACUGGCCCAAACACCUGUUGUUCGAUAGGUAAUCUGGUGUUUACCUCCAAUAGGCUCUGCCUACUUUGUCCCUUUCACAGGUGAUCUUGCAACUUUCCUUCCCCUGAAGGAAAUGAAUGGUGAGAAUGUGAUGUGCACUUAGCAUGUCCACUAUUUUCUUUGUUUCUUUUGUUUUUUCAACUGUCUAUUUCAGAUAUAAUCCACACAUAAUCAUCUCACCUGUUUUCUUUCCCUGACAAAACAAUUUUUAUUUUAGUUUAAAACCUUCUACUUAAAUGAGAUUGCCUUGAAACACAGCAAGAAAUAUCUGAUGGUAAUUUUAUGUGUUUGGUUUUAACAGCUUCCCAUCGACGUUUGCAUCCAACAAUAAUCAGUCUUCCUUAACGCCUAUGCAAAGUGUUACUCUUCCUUCAGUCUCUGCCGGGAUAAAACUUACAAGGAAAGGUUAAAGGAUCUUAACAUGUAUAGCUUGGAAGAAAGACGAGACGGGGGAUAUGAUAGAAACAUUUGAAUACAUAAAGGGAAUCAACAUAGUGAAGGAUGAGACUAUAUUUAAAAGAAGACAAACUACCACAACAAGAGGACAUAGUCUUAAAUUAGAGGGGCAAAGGUUUUAAAAAUAUCAGGAAGUAUUUCUUUACUGAGAGGGUAGUGGAUGCAUUGAAUAGCCUUCCAGCUGAAGUGGUAUAGGUUAACACCGUGAAGGAGUAUAAGCAUGUGUGGGAUAUGCAUAAGGCUAUCCUAACUAUAAGAUAAGGCCAGGGAAUAAUGAAAGUAUUUAAAAAAUUGGCCAGGCUAGAUGGGCCGAAUGAUUCUUAUCUGCCGUCACAUUCUAGGUUUCUAUGUCUAUAUGAAAAUAUUGUGGUUUUGAAUUACCACACAUUUGCAUUAACCUUCCUAUGGGACACUCUCAGCUAAGCUUUCUCAUAGAGACUGGUGCUACGAAAGGGUAAUUAAACAAAAAACCUUAACAGCCAACAGACCAUUAUGAAUAAAAUAAAAAUAAUUAAAAAAAAAAAAAAGUCCUUCUUAAAUUACCAAUACUGCUCACUUACAAUGUCAUUCCCAAAUUGGAAUAUUUAUAUUAUUGACCAUAUACAUUACUGGCCCAAACACCUGUUGUUCGAUAGGUAAUCUGGUGUUUACCUCCAAUAGGCUCUGCCUACUUUGUCCCUUUCACAGGUGAUCUUGCAACUUUCCUUCCCCUGAAGGAAAUGAAUGGUGAGAAUGUGAUGUGCACUUAGCAUGUCCACUAUUUUCUUUGUUUCUUUUGUUUUUUCAACUGUCUAUUUCAGAUAUAAUCCACACAUAAUCAUCUCACCUGUUUUCUUUCCCUGACAAAACAAUUUUUAUUUUAGUUUAAAACCUUCUACUUAAAUGAGAUUGCCUUGAAACACAGCAAGAAAUAUCUGAUGGUAAUUUUAUGUGUUUGGUUUUAACAGCUUCCCAUCGACGUUUGCAUCCAACAAUAAUCAGUCUUCCUUAACGCCUAUGCAAAGUGUUACUCUUCCUUCAGUCUCUGCCGGCGCUUCAUUACCUGACAUGAGUAAUUCUAUAGUUACAUCAGGCUUCAUUGAACUGAAAGCAUCGAACGGCAGCAGAAAGGCCAGAGUUCUCUAUGAUUAUGAUGCUGCAAAUAGCAGUGAAUUGUCGCUUCUCGCGGAUGAGGUAAGAUUUUCUGUUACACACCUCACUGCUCCAACUAGACAAGCUAAUCAACUUUCCACAUAAAAUUAAAUAUUGCACAUAAAGUGUUCUCAUUUAUCCUGUGAAAUUUUACAGGAUAAAGCACAAAUUUACCUUUUUCAGACCUUCAUGUUGUUAAAUAUACCAUGGGAUAGUAUUCAAUCAGGUAUCGCAAUUUGGAGUACAGAAUUGGGAUGUUUUACAUAUCUACUGUGCUCCCUCCUCUAAGCCCCCACACCCCCCAUUACUCAGGUGAAUAGCUAUCACUCAGUUCCCUUUGUGCAGGCUUCCCCAAACUCUGGCCCUCCAGAUGUUGCUGAACUACACCUCCCAUGAUUCUAUGAAUGAAAUAGAUAGGGUGAGAAUCAUGUGAGCUAUAGUUCAGCAACAUCUGAAGGGCCGGAGUUUGGGGAAGCCUGCCUUUGUGUGUUUCUCCCUCGUCCUUUUAGAUUGCAGACUUGUUUGAGUAGCUCUCUCUUCACAUACUGUUCCUGUAUGUUAUUAGUGUUUUGUGCGCCUUGUUUACCUAUGGUGCAGCAUUGUGAAAUAUGUUGGUGUUAUAUAAAUAAUGGAAAUAUAUAAGCAUGAGCAUAUUACACAGCAUUGCACAAUGGAAUGCAUAUUGUUUUUACAAAAAAGAUGACACAUAUAACAUGAUAUUUAUGCAUAGGUGCCUUCACAUACAUGUCUGGAACCAGCAACAAUAGUGUGUCAAUUUAAGUGAGGUCUUUGUAAUUCAAAAUGUUUAAUUUUAUGCUCUCUAAAAUCUCAGUACUUCUAGGAUUUAUUUUCUGUCUUAGUUUAUGUUUCCAAACCUCUACAGUGCUAGAAACAUUUUCAUAAAUUGUAUGAAAAUAUAGUACUACAAAAAUGCACACAAUGGACACUUGUCCUUAAACCCGUUUAUGACAUUCUCACCCCACCAGAUGUGUUCAUGCAUUAUUAAAACAUGUUCUAAAGUAAAAUGUUUCGUGGUAAAACCAGUUAGAUUGCUGACAUUGAUUCCAUGAUCUAUACAGUCUGUAUUCCAUACUAGAUAAUUUUUACAAAAGUCUCUGUUUAUUUCCUAGGUCAUAACCGUUUACAGUAUGCCUGGAAUGGAUUCUGAUUGGCUAAUGGGUGAGAGAGGAAAUCAGAAAGGAAAAGUGCCAAUUACGUACCUGGAGUUACUUAACUAA
Pelobates cultripes (western spadefoot toad) is the source of this 42335-nucleotide messenger RNA. NCBI's taxonomy places the organism in Eukaryota, Metazoa, Chordata, Amphibia, Anura, Pelobatidae. The record is from the annotation of a GenBank genome assembly.